AUUGCCGUUUAUAAAUAUAUACAUAUAAUAAAAUAGUUUUUUUUUCUUGUCGUCAUUAGUGAGUCACUGUGUUGUUUUUCUAAUUCAGUGUUCGAUAAUAAUCCAUCAGACUUGUAUCUGUGUACUUGUACUUGGUUGCUAUUUGUGUACAGUGUCAAAAGUGUUAAUUAUAUAUUAUAUUAUAAUAAUACGAUCGGUGUGCAUUUUAUUUAGUGUUGUCGUGUGUGUGUCAGUUGGAUUUGUACAAAACGAAUUUUUGAUAAGUACAGUUCACAAUGAGUACGUGGCAACAAACACAAACACCUUAUGGAACAGGUUCAGCACCGCCACCUCCAGGAUUUUAUCCACAAGCAGCUCCAUAUCCUAAAGCAGAUGGUGGAUACGUACCUAGCGGUGGAUAUGCACCUAGCGGUGGAUAUGGUGGAUAUCCGCCCCAAUACGGCGAAGCUUACGGAACACCAAACGUACCACAAAACAACAGUUACAAUGCGCCGGAUAAUUUUGGAUUCAGUGACAAGACAAUCCGUAGACAUUUCAUUAGCAAAGUGUACAGCAUACUUAUGUGUCAACUACUGAUAACGUUGGUUUUUGUCGCUUUUUCGACUCUCCACGAACCCACAAAAACCUACGUGAAAACGCAUCCGGGUCUUAGUUUGAUAGCGAUCGUAAUCACGUUUGGUACGCUGAUCGCGCUAGCCUGCUGUGAAGAUUUACGUCGAAAAACUCCAACAAACUUUAUCUUAUUGUUUGUAUUCACCGUGGCCGAAUCGUUUUUGGUGGCCGUGUCCGUAACUCGUUUUUACCCGCAAGAAGUGUUGUUGGCGCUCGGAAUAACUACAUUGCUAUGCUUUGCGCUCACGGUCUUUGCGCUGCAGACGAAAAUCGAUUUCACCGUCAUGGGAGGUUUUCUGAUGGUGGCCGCUAUUAUAUUACUCAUCGUCAGUCUCGUGGCCAUGUUCUGGCCGAGCAAAUUGAUGACGACCAUAAUCGCUUCGGCCGGCGCGUUGAUUUUCUCGGUGUAUUUGAUAUACGACACGCAGCUGAUGGUCGGCGGCGACCACAAGUAUUCGUUGUCGCCAGAAGAGUAUAUUUUCGCAGCGUUGAACAUUUACGUGGACAUUAUCAAUAUUUUCUUGUACAUCCUCACCAUAAUAGGCGCGUCGAGUGAUGACUAAAACUUCUCCUACAAAAAUACUUACACAGUACCUCAAAAAAAAAAAAAAAAACAUUUACAAAAUAAAUACUUUCCGCGCAAUACUCCUUUAUGUUUUUUUGGUUUCAGCAUAAACAUUGAAAUUUAGCGUACGACAAUAUUAUGGCAAAGUCUGCAGAAAAAUUCUGUUCUAACUAUUUAUUGGCUAAGCGAGUACCAUUUUCAAAUAUAUUUUUAAACGAAAUUGCAGCUAAGAUUGUUAAUUUGUUUUUAUCUAUAUAUAUAUAAUAUAUUUGAAGUUAUUAUUUAAAUAUAAUCGAGUGGUAUACGUAAUAUCUCGAGUUAACUGAUUAAAAAUAACGCUUUUACAAAUGUGAAGUACCUACCUAUUUUACGCAACUAAUAUACCUGGCCUUUUUUUCCUCCGCACAAGUUGCGGUUUUAUACUUACUAUAAAUUUCUUAUUUUUCAUACUUUAUCACAUUUAUCGUUCAUACUACGAGAAAUAUAAAGCGCUGAAACAAAGCAUACAUUUAUAAACAAUUUAAUAAUUGUUAUUACUGCAAGCUAUACCUCUAUUUAUAAAUGAAGUAAACAACCUUAUAUUAUUCAUUUAAAAUACACAGUUGUUACCCUCGUAUGCCAAAAAAAAAAAAAGUUUUUUUGUUCAACAAAAAAUCAGCAUUUGUAAUUACGUGUUAGUUUAAUUAUUUAUUUUGUAACUCUUCUACUUGUAUUAUUCUAUUCGGGUAACAUCGAAAGGUUCAUUUUAUUUUUUCAUUUUGUUAUUAUCAACAACGAGAAUGUAAUACCCAAGUUUUAUUAACGAUAAGUGUUGGAAAAAUAAAUUAAACGCUUAUAUUUUUGUAGAUAGUUUUUCUUUUAAAAUUUAAUUUAUCAAUUUAUCGUUUGGGUUUUUAUUAUUUUGUGUUUAAACAUUACAUAAAUGUAUAAUUUGUAUUAAUGUAUCCAUUCCUAUAAAUAUUUUAUUAUACCUAGAAGUAAUUUUUAUUAUUAUCAUUAGUCCAAAUUAUUUUUUACUCAUUGUUACUAUUUUAUUAAAUGUGAAUAAACAUUAUAAUAAGUUACUUUUUUUUUUUUUUUGUCAAUAUAUAUUUUACUAUUUAUUAAGUGACUUCACAUUUUUUCACUCCGAAAGUGUAAUCACUGGACUGGAUUUAAUUGUACGUGUGAACAAAAUGUGUUAUUAUUCUUCAAUUUCAAAUAAAAUUAAUUCCUAUUCUAA
Messenger RNA from Adelges cooleyi (spruce gall adelgid), 2399 nucleotides. Its product is annotated as protein lifeguard 1-like. The coding region runs from base 276 to 1175 and encodes 299 amino acids. Gene Ontology annotation, cellular component: membrane. The record is from RefSeq and is a predicted model, not a curated record. NCBI's taxonomy places the organism in Eukaryota, Metazoa, Arthropoda, Insecta, Hemiptera, Adelgidae. The transcript is spliced from 4 exons.